Molecule: messenger RNA, 654 nt
Organism: Magnolia sinica
Lineage: Eukaryota; Viridiplantae; Streptophyta; Magnoliopsida; Magnoliales; Magnoliaceae
Exons: 4
Coding region: 97-378 (93 amino acids)
Biological process (GO): intracellular monoatomic cation homeostasis
Cellular component (GO): mitochondrial inner membrane
Source: RefSeq, a predicted model, not a curated record
ACCUCCUUGUUUCUGUGUCAUCAGGAUGUUUGGCAAGGAACUCAACUCUUAACUAUUGAUGUAGCAGCAGCGGUAGGGCUGCUCAGACGAGCCCUCAUGGGAGAUGAGCUUACAGAGAAAGAAAAGAAAGCUCUUCAGAGAACUAUAACUGACUUGGCAUCUGUAGUUCCUAUUGGAAUUCUCAUGCUUCUUCCUGUUACGGCAGUUGGGCAUGCAGCCAUACUGGCAGCCAUCCAAAGAUAUGUACCUGCUCUGAUUCCAUCGACAAAUGCACCGGAGAGGUUGGAUCUCUCGAGGCAGCUUGAGAAAGUGAAGGAGAUGGAGAUGGGCGAGACGAGCCCUGAGGAUGGUGCAGAGUUCAACAACAGACGGGCGUAGAGAAGCUCAUUCCACGUGUCGGGCACUCCCGGAAGGCACCAAUGGCUGCAGUCUUCCACAAGAGCAAUCCGCCUUGCAGUCUCCUGAUGAAUCGAAGGGUGGCCAUCUUUCCUAAACUCUGUAAGAUAUGUUAUAUUUAGGAACUCAACCUUUCUUUUUGAAUUCCUCAUCUCUUUGAUUGUUUCCGAAAUGAUUCGGUUAUUCCAUGACUCGGUUUCGAGUUCCAAAUAGUUGGUUUCCGGUGCCUUAAAAGAACUACAACUACCGUUGCCAUCC